This is a messenger RNA of Drosophila obscura, 2407 nucleotides long. RefSeq names its product ATPase family AAA domain-containing protein 3A homolog (gene bor). NCBI's taxonomy places the organism in Eukaryota, Metazoa, Arthropoda, Insecta, Diptera, Drosophilidae. The record is from RefSeq and is a predicted model, not a curated record. Gene Ontology annotation, cellular component: mitochondrion. Gene Ontology annotation, biological process: mitochondrion organization. The transcript is spliced from 4 exons. The coding region runs from base 150 to 1958 and encodes 602 amino acids. Gene Ontology annotation, molecular function: ATP binding; ATP hydrolysis activity; zinc ion binding.
CAUUUGGAUAUUUUGACAGCACUAAAUCAGAAUCACGUUGUACGGGCGUAAAACUUGGAUUUACAUUAUUUAAAUACUUGUUGACAUUGCACACUCAUUCAUUAGUGAAACACGAAGUUUAGUCCAGCCAUUUAUCAGUUAAAACAGUCAUGUCGUGGUUAUUGGGCAGAAAUCGUCAGCAACCGCAGCCGGAUCCUUCUGCUGGCGGCGUAGAUGGAGCCGAUCCCGAGGGUAAAACUGCCGGUGGGCGGACCGGCGAUGCAGAGCUAACACGUGCCGAGCGCAAGGCCAUGGAGGCCUACCGCUUUGAUUCAUCGGCACUGGAGCGGGCCGCAGAUGCCGCCAAGACCCUAGAACGUUCAAAACAUGCUCGCGAGGCUUUGGAGUUGUCCAAGAUGCAGGAGUCCACCCGCCAGGCGGAGUACAGCACCAAGGUGAAGGAGUAUGAGGCGCACAUCGAGCAAGCCAAGGUCGAGCAGCGCCGCAUUGAUCACGAGGAGCGACGCAAGACCCUGAUUGAAGAGACAAAACAACAACAGCAGCGAGCCCAGUAUCAGGAUCAGUUGUCACGCAAGCGGUACGAGGACCAGCUGGUCCAACAGCAGCGCGUUCAGGAGGACAAUCUUCGCAAGCAAGAGGAGAGCGUACAGCGGCAGGAGGCCAUGCGCCGUCAGACCAUCGAGCAUGAGAUCGAGAUGAAGGAGAAGAAUCGCUUGAAGCUGCUGGAGCACGAGCUGAGGGCCAAGGCGCGCGUGGACCGUGAGAAUCGCGAUCUGAACUUGGAGAAGAUUCGUCUGAAGGCGCAGGAGCAUCGAACCACUGUGAUGGAAGGCAUCAAAACGGCGGGAUCCGUGAUUGGAGCUGGAGCUGAGGCCAUGCUCACCGAUUGGGACAAGGUGUUGACUGCCGCUGGCGGCCUGUCGCUGCUUGCCCUGGGUGUGUACACGGCGAAGGGUGCCACCGGCGUUGUUUCCCGCUACGUGGAGGCGCGCAUCGGCAAACCAUCGCUGGUGGGCGAGACCUCGCGCUUUGCCUUUCUCGAUGCCGUUAAGCAUCCGUUGAACUACAUCAAGCGACUGCGCUCCAAGCCAGCCGAUGCACUCCAGGGCGUUGUUCUCAAUCCGAGCCUUGAGGAACGUCUUCGCGACAUUGCCAUUGCCACAAAGAACACACGCAUCAAUCGUGGCCUCUACAGGAAUGUGCUGAUGCACGGCCCGCCUGGUACCGGCAAGACCAUGUUUGCCAAAAAGUUGGCCGAGCACUCUGGCAUGGACUUUGCCAUCAUGACCGGCGGCGAUGUAGCGCCCAUGGGCAAGGAAGGCGUCACAGCCAUACACAAAGUGUUUGAUUGGUCGCACGCCUCGCGCCGCGGUCUGUUGCUGUUUGUGGAUGAGGCCGAUGCCUUCCUGAGGAAGCGUUCGUCGGAGAAGAUAUCGGAGGAUUUGCGGGCCGCUCUGAACGCCUUCCUGUACAGAACAUCCGAGCAGAAUCCCAAAUUCAUGCUCGUUCUGGCCUCGAAUACACCCGAACAGUUCGAUUAUGCCAUCAACGAUCGUCUGGACGAGAUGGUGGAGUUCACGCUGCCCGGCCUGGAGGAGCGUGAGCGUUUGUUGCGUCUCUACUUUGACAAAUAUGUGCUCCAGCCGGCCGCAUCUGGCGCCAGGCGCUUCAAGUUGGACACUUUCGACUAUGGCAAGACUUGCUCAAAGAUGGCUGUGCUGUGCAACGGAAUGUCUGGACGUGAGAUCUCCAAACUGGGCGUUUCCUGGCAAGCAGCCGUCUACGCCUCCGAGGACGGCGUCCUGUCGGAGAAAAUGGUUCUGGACAGAUGCUAUUCGGCCGCCGAGCAGCACAAGCAAAAGAUGGCUUGGUUGUCGGAUCAGGAGCGAGCCGACCAUAAAUCGAUUACGGGCGGAACUAUAGCCCCACCCCUAACACUCACAGCCAACAAAUUGUGAGCUGGUGGUGAUCAUGGAGCACCUGGAGGAUAGUAGGCAGCGGCUGCCAGACAAACUCCAUUGACUCACAUGUUUAGUUUUUAAAUGUCCUAACUUUAAGUUGGUAACGCACAGGGCUUUUUCUGAUUAAUGGAUACCAAAACAACAGCUGAGAUCAACCUACUAUGUGUAUAUUUAUUUACGUAUAUGCAUUUGACUUAUUGUACAAACAAAAUCCAUGAUAGACUAUCGCGUGUUCAUCAAUGCAAUUAAGUUUUACCUACUGAUAAUUGUAUCACUAACGCUAUAGUAACUCUCAAUAGUAUGUACAAAAAGAGCUGCAUUUUCGGCACCUGUUGUUGCAUUUAGUAAGACGAAGCUUUGGAUGUAUAUUUUAAAUUUUAAAUUAAAUUGCCGCGCCGGCACUGUGAGAGAUUUAUAUUAAACUUCUCGCCGGCGUUGGCCAUUCA